Camelina sativa (false flax) is the source of this 801-nucleotide messenger RNA. Lineage: Eukaryota; Viridiplantae; Streptophyta; Magnoliopsida; Brassicales; Brassicaceae. The record is from RefSeq and is a predicted model, not a curated record.
AUGAAUUAUGAUGUGAAGCUUUGUAGAUGGGGUCAGACACAGUUGGCGGCAAUAUGCAGACAUGAGACAUGUCCUUGGAAGGUCUAUUGUUCUGUGGAUAAGCGUGUAGGGAGAUGGUCAGUGAAGACAUAUGUUGAUAUCCAUAACCAUGUUGUGAGUGGAAAAGCAAGGAUGUUGAAACAGGGUGUAAUUGGUAGGUUAUUUAGAGAAGAAGCAAGAAGAAGAUCGUGUUUGAGUUGGACUGACAUCAAGGAUGAGAUAAUGAUGAGGUACACGAUAUCAGUCUCUAAAUGGAUUUGCCAAAAAGCAAGGAGGAUAGCGUUUGAUUUGGUGAUACAAACACAGAAACAACAGUUUGCAAAGUUGUGGGACUACGAGAGAGAGCUGAAGCGGUCUAACGAGGGUACUCACACAGAGAUUGUAACCAAUCCGCAGGUGAGUGGUAAGCAACAAUUUGACAAGUUCUAUGUCUGUUUUGCGGCGCUUAGAAGAACAUGGGAGAAUUGUUGUCGUCCUAUUAUCGGACUUGAUGGAGCAUUUCUGAAAUGGGAAUUAAAAGGUGAGAUUCUAGCAGCUGUUGGAAGGGAUGCAGACAAUAGGAUUUAUCCUAUUGCUUGGGCAAUAGUCAGAGUUGAGGACAAUGAGUCAUGGUCUUGGUUUGUUGAUAAGCUAAAGACAGAUUUGGAUUUGGGUGUUGGCGAUAGAUUGACUGUUAUGUCAGACAAGCAGAAGGGGUUAAUUAAUGCAGUAGCUGAUUUGCUUCCAAAUGCAGAGCAUAGGCAUUGUGCUCGACACAUAUAA